Schistosoma spindalis is the source of this 1598-nucleotide messenger RNA. Lineage: Eukaryota; Metazoa; Platyhelminthes; Trematoda; Strigeidida; Schistosomatidae. The record is from the annotation of a GenBank genome assembly.
AUUAUUAUUAUUAUUAUUAUCAUUAUCAUUAUUAUUAUUAUUAUUCUUGUAUUAUUUCAUAAAGAUGAUAUUAUCACUAUUACAAAAGUAUUGGACUAUAUUAUUUAUUCUAUUCAAUAUACUACUUAUUUUAUUUGAUUUAGCUUUAUUAAUAUUACCUUUUAGAACAUUAAAUAUUCUAUCAAAUUAUAAUACAAUAUUAGAUUAUUUUAAACCAAUUAUUUAUCCAAUUAUUAUAUGUAGUGGAUUUCUUGGUCUAUUUAGUAUAUUCAUUGGAUUUAUUGGAAUAUGGAAAAAGAAAAAUCUAUUCAUUUGGAUGCAUAUUAUUGGAUUAAUUAUAGCAACAAUUAUUGAAAUUUCAAUAUCGAUCAAUUCAAGUGUAUCGAAUAAUCAAUAUUUUAAACCAGCUAAUCAAUCAUUAUGGAAUUCAUUACAAUAUUAUCAAAAACAUCCAAAUUAUGAAAAUCAAUUUGAUAAUUUACAAAAAGAUUUUCAAUGCUGUGGGGUUAUAUCAUCAAAAGAUUAUACUAAACUUGUAGAUUAUUUACCACUUUCUUGUGAAAAAGGAAAUCAACUUUAUUUAAAAGGUUGUUCUGAAGCAUUAUAUCAAUAUAUACAACAAUCAAUAAUGUUAAUAGUAUAUAUAUGUAUUGCAUUCGCUAUUUUCAAAGCAAUCUAUUUGACUAUUUCAAUUCUUGUAUAUCGUAAAUCUGAUAAGAAUAAUUUACCUAUAUAAAUAAUAAAAAUAACAAUAUUGAUUAAUUUCAUUAAAUCCGAUCGAUAAUGUACUUCAUAUUAUUGAUUUUUUUUUAUUAAAAAAAAACUGAAAAAAGGUGGGGGAGAAUAUAAUAAAACUGAUCAAUAUGUGAUUUCAUUUGAUUUCAUUCCUCUUUUUUUUUUCCUAAAUGUUAACUUACAUCUUCAUUCAUAUGUCUUAUUUGACAGAUUUACAUAGUUUUUUUGUUGCAAAAUCAUUUAUACUACUCAUAAUAAUAAUAAAUGAUAUAUGACUUAUUGAUUGAUAAAUUUUUUUUGUUUUAAUUUAUUUCUAAACAAGAAACAAAGAUUAUCUUACGAUUAAUUGUAUAAAAAGUUUAAUAUAUGAUAUAACUCUUAAAUAAUAACUAAACAAGUUAUGAGAUUAUUUUAUAUACUUAAAUAUAAUACUUAAUUACUUAAGUCUGUUACUACUACUCAUGGAGAAGCUGAAGUCGCCCACGGGUACACUUCAUUCAACCUUGUCUUGGAAAAUCCUUUCGAGUUGUUAUUCAUCUUUUUUUAUAUCUGUUUCCAUUUUGAGAUGUAAUAUGUUUGUUGUCCUUCCACUUUUCCACUUCCUUACAGGAUCCCAUGUUAGGGCAUUCAUUGUGAUGCAAUUUGGUGAUUUCUAAAUAUCAGUCAUAUUCACUUCCAAGGUCUUUUCCUAGUUUCCUCUCCAGCUGAAAGCUGGCUCGUUCUCUCCCUCAGAAUGGUGUUGUUGAUAGUAUCCAAUCAAUGAAUUUUCAGUAUCUUGCAUAGACAAUUAUUUAUAAAUACUUGUACCCUCUUGAUGAUACUUGUUGUAGGUCUCCAAGUUUCAAUUCCAUAUAGUAGAACUG